AUGUCGAAUUUGUCAAAGCUUGAGUUUGUGGCACUUGAUAUCUCCGGAAAUAAUUACCUAUCAUGGGUACUCGAUGCUGAAAUGCACCUAGACGCCAAAGGUCUUGGUGCCACGAUUACUCAAAAUAAUACAACAUCGAGUCAAGACAAAGCGAAGGCAAUGAUUUUCCUUCGUUAUCAUCUGGAUGAAGGAUUGAAAGUUGAAUACCUGACAGUGAAAGAUCCACUUGAAUUGUGGACUGGUUUGAAGGAAAGGUAUGACUACAUUAAGGUAACGGUAUUGCCCAGGGCUCGUUAUGAGUGGAUUCACUUACGGUUACAAGAUUUUAAAACUUACCGUGAAAGGGGUUUUAAAAAGCAUGCUGAUUUGAUAUCAUGUCUUCUUGUAGCUGAGCAGCACAAUACCCUUUUAUUGAAAAAUCAUGAAGCCCGUCCCACUGGAACUGCUCCAUUCCCGGAAGCGAAUGUGGUAGCAACACAUGGCCCAACUGAAAGAAGACAAAAUAAUCGGGGCCAUAAUAAUGAGCGUGGGCGUGGCAGGGGCAGGGGACGAUAUAAUAAUCGUCGUUAUGGUGGUCACCAUAAAAGGGAGAACAAUAUGGGUUAUCAAGGCAAUCCUUCAAGGAACAACUGUCAUCGUUGUGGUUUGAAAGGUCACUGGAAAAAUGAAUGCCGGACGCCUGAACAUUUUGUCAGGCUUUAUCAAAAUUCCUUCAAAAGAAAGGCAAAUAGAGGUGGUGCCUCUUCUGCUAAUGCCCGGGUGGAGUCACACAUGACUUUUAAAAAUAACAAUGAGGCAGGGCCUUCACGAAAAUAUAAUGAUAAUGUUGAAGCUAAUUUGGCUUUGAAAGAUGAUGAUUUUGAUGGGUUUGAUGAUAUUACUCAUUUGGAAGUUGAAGACUUCUUUGGAGAUCAAAAUUGA
Molecule: messenger RNA, 921 nt
Organism: Lycium barbarum (goji berry)
Lineage: Eukaryota; Viridiplantae; Streptophyta; Magnoliopsida; Solanales; Solanaceae
Exons: 2
Coding region: 1-921 (306 amino acids)
Molecular function (GO): nucleic acid binding; zinc ion binding
Source: RefSeq, a predicted model, not a curated record